Didymodactylos carnosus is the source of this 1122-nucleotide messenger RNA. NCBI's taxonomy places the organism in Eukaryota, Metazoa, Rotifera, Eurotatoria, Philodinida, Philodinidae. The record is from the annotation of a GenBank genome assembly.
AUGAAGGGAGGCAUGAGCAUUAAGAUGAAAAUCUAUGUUGAUUUUGGUGAAAAAGCAACAACUAUUAUUUCAGCUACAAAAAAUGCUACCGAAAUACUUGAGAAAAUCAAAUCAGUUCUUCAACCAGCCGCUGAUUUUCUAGUGACUUAUUAUGACGACGAUAUUAAAAAACAUUGUAUUUUUCAUAGUUAUGAACAAAUUGAAAAUCAACAGAUUGUAGCAAUGGAAGUAAACAUUCUUCACCAUCAUGCACAUAAUUUUACCAACUCAUCGUUGUCAUCCGGUAUCAAUAACCCUGAUAUAUUAAAAGAUUGUUCAUCGUUAGAUAAAUUAUUGAUAGAACUGAAUACCCAUGCGAAACUUGUGUUGACAAAUUUAAAUACGUUAAGAAAACAAAAAGAAUUAUGUGAUGUAUUACUGAUCAUUGGACAGUCAAAAAUUCCAGCACAUCGAGCCGUUUUACCAGCUGAAAGUCGUUUAACGAAAAUUGUUAUUCAUGAUGUUGAUGAAAGUGCAAUGGAUUUACUCAUUGAAUUUUGUUAUAGUUCAACAAUUUUAGUUGAUAAAAAAAAUGUCCAAACAUUAUUACCAGCAGCUGAAGUUCAAGAUACAUAUUGUGAAUUUUUAAAAGCUCAAUUAGAUCCAUCAAAUUGUCUAGGUAUACGAGUAUUUGCUGAUACACAUUCAUGUAGAGAAUUAUUAAAAACUGCUGAUAGAUAUACACAACAUAAUUUCAAUGAAGUAAAAGAAAGUGAAGAAUUUUUAUUUUUACCAGUAAAUCAGUUGAUUGAUAUAAUAUCAAGUGACGAAUUAAAUAUGACCAGUGAGGAAGACGUAUUUAAUGCCGUAAUGCAUUGGGUACAAUGUAAUACAGAACAGAGAAAACAAUAUUUAUCACAGAUAUUGGGCAAUUUUCAAAAAAAAUUUGACAAUUACAAUAAUGUACAAGACGAAGUGAGAAAUUUUCUUGAUAAAUUAAAUAUUUUUGAAGACGUAGAAUCACAAUCACAUCAAACUGAUGCAGAUUUAUUGGCAAUUGACGUAUUUUUGUACAGACUCAAUGCAAACAAGCUAUUUGAUACGGUAAGUUUAUUGAUAUUAAGUUUAUUUGUUCUAUUUUGA